AUGAAGAAAUCAACCACAUGGCAAAACUUAAAGAGAAAACUUUCAACAAAAGGAACUUCCCGUGGAUAUCGAGACAAUUUCCAACUAGAGGAACAAGAACAACAAGAAGCACCAGUAGAAGAUGAUACCUCAUUAGAAGAUGAAUUAACUGAAACAGUACAAACAAUCAAUUCAAGAAAAAGCCGCUGGAGAUCAUUUUCAAGGAAUGCCAUCAAACCCAAUAUGAUCAUCAAUAACAUAGAAUCCAAUCUGAUUUCAAAAAAUAAGAAAAAGGAACCCCUUCGUCAAUCCUCUACUGAAUCAGGAAUGUCAUCAAUAUAUCCAGUAUUACCAACUACAUUACAAGUGUUGAACGAAGUGGAAAGAGGCCCCACAAUUCCCAUUAAGCUUGGUCUGUAUUCCGGGAUACCCAUGAGUAGAACUAUCAUUGAUGAACUGUCAAGGAUGACAUUUGAAGGUUCCAUAGCUCGUCAUAGACUCUUGGGACAAAACCAAUUAUUAUAUCAUGUUUGGCAUGUUUGGAAAUAUGGAAAUGAUCUGGCAGCAAAAGUUCAUCUUGUAAUUGAUAAUGAAAAUGAUUUAAAACCAUUCUUGGAGGAAUUAUCUAAUGAGGACGAUUAUAAAUAUUGUUUAAUGAGAGCUGCGAGUGUUCCUAAUUUGGAUCUUUAUAAGAAUGGUUAUCUUAUUCGAUUAAAAAUAAAUAAACAUAAAAAUCAGGAAGAUUUAACUCAUUUCUAUUCAUUUGUUACUGAACAGAUUCUUAAGAAUAAUAUUUAUGUUGAAGGGUUAAAAAUUGGGAUAUUUGGAAUUACAUAUUGGAAAAGAGGACAAAAUAGAGAUUUAGGAUUAUGGGUUCAUCCAAUUAUGGAAGGUACAUUUGAUAUUGUUCGCCAAGCAAAGAGAUUAGUGGGAAGUAUGACUCGAUAUCUAUGUGACGACAUCUUCUCCAAGCUUACCGUGAUUGACUCCAAUACCUAUUCAAGGAAAGUCAUUUAUAACCCUUGGUAUAAAAAACGAGCUUGGUUCUAA
Hemisphaericaspora subhashii is the source of this 1029-nucleotide messenger RNA. RefSeq lists its product as uncharacterized. The transcript has a single exon. The record is from RefSeq and is a predicted model, not a curated record. NCBI's taxonomy places the organism in Eukaryota, Fungi, Ascomycota, Pichiomycetes, Serinales, Debaryomycetaceae. The coding region runs from base 1 to 1029 and encodes 342 amino acids.